This is a messenger RNA of Esox lucius (northern pike), 1348 nucleotides long. Its product is annotated as four and a half LIM domains protein 2. The transcript is spliced from 6 exons. Lineage: Eukaryota; Metazoa; Chordata; Actinopteri; Esociformes; Esocidae. The coding region runs from base 112 to 951 and encodes 279 amino acids. Gene Ontology annotation, cellular component: Z disc; nucleus. The record is from RefSeq and is a predicted model, not a curated record. Gene Ontology annotation, molecular function: transcription coregulator activity.
GAGACGAAUUCUCUCAGUCUCGCCUGACUCCUCCACGAAGAAACCACCUGCACACAGGCUGUGUCUGAAGAUCCCACAGGCAAGAGAGCAGAGUGAGAGGUUUCAUCAAAAAUGGCAGAGCGCUAUGACUGCAAUUACUGUAAGGAGCCCCUCUUUGGGAAGAAGUAUGUGCUGAGGGAAGAGAACCCCUACUGUGUGAUGUGCUACGAGAGCCUGUACUCCAACACCUGUGAAGAGUGCAGCAAGCCCAUUGGCUGUAGCAGCAGGGACCUGUCCUACCAAGACCGUCACUGGCACGAAGACUGCUUCCACUGCAUCAAGUGCAGCCGCUCGCUGGUGGACAAGCCCUUCUCCACCAAGGACGACCAGAUGCUGUGCACUGAGUGCUACGCCAAUGAGUACUCAUCCAAGUGCUACGAGUGCCAGAAGACCAUAAUGCCCGGCUCCAGAAAGAUGGUGUACAGGGGGAACAGCUGGCACGAGCUCUGCUUCACAUGCCAGCGCUGCCAGCAGCCAAUUGGCACAAAGAAUUUCAUCAACAAGGAGAACUAUAACUAUUGUGUUCCCUGCUAUGAGAAGCAGUUUGCUCAGCAGUGUAUCCACUGCAAAAAGCCAAUCACCACUGGCGGGGUGACCUAUCGUGACCAGCCCUGGCAUAAGGAUUGCUUCCUGUGCACUGGGUGUAAGGCGCAGUUGUCGGGCCAGCGGUUCACCUCCCGGGAUGAAUUUGCAUACUGUCUGGCCUGCUUCUGCAACCUGUACACUAAAAAGUGCUUCUCCUGCAGCAAGCCGAUCAGUGGUCUGGGUGGAAGCAAGUACAUCUCGUUCGAGGAGCGCCAGUGGCACAAUGACUGCUUCAACUGCACAAAAUGCUCCAUCUCCCUGGUGGGAAGAGGCUUCCUGACCGCCCGCGAUGACAUCAUGUGCCCUGAGUGCGGAAAAGAUGUCUGAGAGCCAAGAGUAAGGAUGGAAGUGACAUCUUUAAUGAGACGUGAAAAGAAAACCAGGCAGCCCCGACAUCCCUAGAAAGCGGAGAUACAGAACAGGCAUAUCACUAACAUUUCAUUUAUUUAAUAGAAUUUUCCUUUUAACCCAGAAGUCUUUGUGCAUGUGCUGUCUUCAGAUUUAUACUUGAUCUGAUGAGUGGAUCAAAACAUUGCAUUACAAUCUCAGAGAAAGUGAGCGAGAGAGAGAGAGAGAGAACUUAAAUGUAUUUUAUGAAUUAAACAACUUACCUUAAACAAACUUCAACACAUGUAUUCUGUUUUAAGUCAGGUUUCUGUGACAUAAAACUAUUUAAUGGAAUUAACAAGAGUCAUCGUUUUUAUUAUUUGUGAAAUGUAUUGAG